UAGUUCCUAAAACAAAAAAAAAACGAGAAAAAUCACAGGGAAACUACGGUGUCAAAAAGAAUUCAAUUCGAUUUAGUUGGGUCAGCAAAAUACACUCUCUUACCCGUCCGGUCGUUUCGCAUAACCACGAUGGGAAUAAUCAGUAGUAAACUGAGAGCGACUCCUCCAGCCGAGCAGGCCAACGAGGAAGUAGACGCCAAUACCAUGAAUGCAGUGAUAUCUAAGCCCAACGCCGCUUCCGUACGCAAGGCCAGCCGUAUUCCUGUGCCCAAAGCCAGCUAUAGCUACAGCUAUGUGAAGCCACGCAAGUAUAAGAGGACACUCUUGAAGAAGGAGGUCUCGGCAGGAGAUGCUAGCAAGGACAGUAUCGGCCUCAGUCCCGGCCCACUCGCCGAUGAUUCCGGCAUUGGCUUGGAUAAGUCAGCUGAUGACAGUGUGUUCUCGUUGGUUGGCUGAUCAUCUAAAGCUUAAAAUUGAGUUGCAGAAUUUACAGACUUCCGCCAUCAAUUUUAACAAAAUAAACUACGUAAAUCUAUGUAAAACCUAA
Molecule: messenger RNA, 547 nt
Organism: Drosophila persimilis
Lineage: Eukaryota; Metazoa; Arthropoda; Insecta; Diptera; Drosophilidae
Exons: 2
Coding region: 130-456 (108 amino acids)
Source: RefSeq, a predicted model, not a curated record